AUGUCGCUUUCUGCAUCUACCUUCGAACCGAGCUCUCUCUCCUCCUCGGCCUUUACAUUCACCUCCAGGCCCACCUCUGACUCUGAGGAUGAUGUUGCCUCGCUCCCGUCCUCUUCCGGAUCCGAUUCAUUCUUAGAUAACGAUCUAUCGGUAACCAGUGAUGACGACUCGGACGCCGAAGCAGAGUGGAGAGAAAGCAUACAGCAGCUGGAAAUGCUCCUGACACUGGUCCUAAUACCGUUUGUUGGCAAGUUUCUGGGGAGGAGGUGUGCGUAUUGGGGAUGGGGGAAAGUGAUGGAAUGGAAAUACCCAAUCGACGUUUCAAUCUCGGGAAGUAAGGGACUUUCAUGGACCGAAAAAACACAACGCGCAUUUGCAUCUCUUUAA
Arthroderma uncinatum is the source of this 387-nucleotide messenger RNA. RefSeq lists its product as uncharacterized. Gene Ontology annotation, biological process: mitochondrial outer membrane translocase complex assembly; protein insertion into mitochondrial outer membrane. The record is from RefSeq and is a predicted model, not a curated record. The transcript is spliced from 2 exons. Gene Ontology annotation, cellular component: mitochondrial outer membrane. Bases 1 to 387 code for a protein of 128 amino acids. Lineage: Eukaryota; Fungi; Ascomycota; Eurotiomycetes; Onygenales; Arthrodermataceae.